GUCACAUCUGUUUCCUUUACCACUGUGCGUCAGGCGCGGUGCGGUGUGUUCACGGUGUGUUGAGUAGUUUCCAUCGGAUUUAAAACAUAAUAAUGUUCUCGUCCCUGUUAGACAAGGCGCGGAACUCGCCAUUCCGGGGCCCGCUCACACCCGCCCAAUGCCAGGCCUCCACACCGGCACUUGAACAGACCAGCGGCAUGGGCAUGGCCGCGGCGGCGGUAGUCCCCCAGGGUGACUCCUGCGAGUUCGCCUCCACCAAGUACUUCGCACUCUGCGGUCUUGGCGGUAUCCUGUCCUGUGGUAUCACCCACACCGCUGUGGUGCCCCUUGACUUGGUGAAAUGCCGUCUUCAGGUCGACCCCGACAAGUACAAGAAUGUAGUCAACGGCUUCAAGGUCUCGGUCCGUGAGGAGGGCAUGAGGGGGCUCGCCAAGGGAUGGGCACCCACCUUCUUUGGAUACUCCCUGCAGGGUCUCUGCAAGUUCGGUCUCUACGAAGUCUUCAAGGUGACCUACUCUGGUCUCUUGGAUGAAGAGACAGCCUACACAUACCGUACCGGUGUGUACUUGGCCGCUUCCGCCUCUGCUGAGUUCUUCGCUGACAUCGCUCUGUCACCCCUAGAGGCUGCCAAGGUCCGCAUCCAGACCAUGCCUGGUUUCGCCAACACCCUCCGUGAGGCGUGGCCCAAGAUGGUCCAGAACGAGGGCUACGGCACCUUCUACAAGGGUCUCGUACCGCUGUGGGGCAGACAGAUCCCGUACACCAUGAUGAAGUUCGCCUGCUUCGAGAAGACUCUUGAGCUCCUCUACAAGUACGUAGUCCCCAAGCCCCGUGAGCAGUGCUCGAAGGGCGAGCAGCUGGUGGUCACCUUCGCUGCUGGUUACAUCGCUGGUGUGUUCUGCGCCAUCGUCUCCCACCCCGCUGACACCGUUGUGUCCAAGCUGAACCAGGACAGAACCGCCACCGUCGGCUCCAUCGUCGGCAAGCUCGGUAUGGCCGGAGUAUGGAAGGGUCUCGGACCUAGGAUCGUCAUGAUCGGUACCCUCACCGCCCUACAAUGGUUCAUCUAUGAUGCCGUCAAGGUUUGGCUGCGCAUGCCCCGACCCCCGCCAGCUGAGAUGCCCGAGUCUAUGCGCCUCAGACUAGAAGCAGAAGAAAAGAAGUCCAAGUGAACUAGUACAUUAUAAAUUAGUAAGAUCACAUCGCGCGCUUUUCAAACUUCAGUUACAAAAAUUACGGAUGCGGAUCGCCGGAUUUACGUACCAACUCCGGGUUUCAAAUCCGUAAUUUAAAACCUACCCUCUUUAAGUGAAAUGUCGAAAGGUCCGUGACCAAGACCUUAAGCAGAUACUAAGUAUUUGUCUAUGGUGUGUGUAAAUAUCAUGAAAGGGUAGUAACUUAUUUAUGUUUAGUUAUAAAAGAAUGGUUUUGUAAGAUUGUUAUUAAAACUCUUUAUUGAGAACUUUUUGAAUUUAUGACAAUUAAAAAAACACGAUUUUGUGUGAAAGAUGUUGAAGUAAUUCCAAAAGUUUUUUAUCUUCAGUAACAUCAAAGUUGAGAGGGGGAUGUAAAGAAAUAUAUUCCUAUCUCUUUCUUUUAGAGUUUUUUUAACAAUAAGGCAGUAUGGAUAUUCUGUAUGAUAUUGCGAUGAUAUUACGCGCGCGGUGGUAGAACCAUCAACAGUAGACAAUGUGAUUACCAUGUUACAGUAUAUUAUAUAAGUGAAUGAUCAUGUUAAAUUAUUUUUUUUUUGGAAAUAAAUAAAAAUAUUUUUAUUUUA
Molecule: messenger RNA, 1780 nt
Organism: Trichoplusia ni (cabbage looper)
Lineage: Eukaryota; Metazoa; Arthropoda; Insecta; Lepidoptera; Noctuidae
Product: phosphate carrier protein, mitochondrial-like
Exons: 9
Coding region: 93-1172 (359 amino acids)
Biological process (GO): mitochondrial phosphate ion transmembrane transport
Cellular component (GO): mitochondrial inner membrane
Molecular function (GO): phosphate transmembrane transporter activity
Source: RefSeq, a predicted model, not a curated record